CUUUCUUUGUCUCUCUCUCACACACACAUUUUUGACUUUCAGAGACAAUACAGUUAAAUUCCCUUUGUCAGAUAUGUACCACAUUAUGCUCUUUUCUUUCUCUCUCAUGUCCAUAUCUAUUCUACCAUUUUGUCAGCUAUGUACCACACCACAGCACAUCUUCCUUUGUUUUGUUCCUUUGUGUAUUUUGUUCAAUUUGGUGUUACCUUAGUCAGAGGAUACAAUACUAUCCAUCCAUAACAUUAUUCUUUUUUGUUUUGUUCUUUUCUGAAGUGACCACUUUGAAUUCUUCAUAAUCUUUCAUUUCCUGUAUCAUUCAUUCAUCUCUCCAACCAUAUCAUCAUUCCCUCAAGUCCAGUAAUGGCUCAACAGGAAGAAGGGUGGCCUUUGGGGCUGGGAUUAUUGAAUGCAAGAGUUGGGUUGGUAAGAAACAGUGAGUUCUCUGGAUCAAUAUCUUUCAGCAGAAUCAGCACUAUACUCUCCAGUUCAUCCAUCCAUUCAACUGAUUCUUCCUCAUAUCUUGAUACAGAGUCCACAGGGUCACUCUUUCAUAACAAGAGCAUCACACUUGGCAACCUCAUAGGUAUUUCUUCUAGUUUCCUAGAACUGUCGAGAUCAUCAAGGGGGAGAGAGAUGGUACCCUCAAAUGAAAACAAAAAGAAUCACAAGCUGAAGCCAUGGUUGUUCUCACUAUGUACAAAGCUAACUACUGAUGCAGUGAACCCGAAUCACAUUCGUGUUCCCUCUCUUGGUCAAUACCUUGAGGCAGAGAGAAGAGCUAGAAGUACUUACCGAAGGAACCAACGUGCUUUCAUUCUUGGACAUAAUGUUUGCUCCCCGGUUCAAGAGUCGAACUCGCUAUUUGCUGGAAGCCAAGUUUCUCUUAGUUCACCGGCUUCAUUAGGUGAAGAUACUGGAAGAGAUACAAAUAGAUCAUUGAAGCAAAACAAUGGAAAUGGAACACCAAUAUCAUUCUCUUCUCUGUGUGGAUAAAUAAAAAAGUGACAACCUUUUGUCACUCAUUUUAGCACUUGUUUGGCUCCACAUUCAGUUUGUGAUUCUCGUGUCACAAUGUCGUUGACACCACGAUUUUACAAAGCUAAAAAAUUUAAGCUUCAGCCUCAGUGCACGGUGCCACCACGAGAACAAACACAGACUUUUGUUCCUUAGUUGUUACUUCAUAAUCUCACUUUUUCUCUCAUAAUAAUUGGUUAUUAAUUUUCAUGUUUGGAUGUUCUAUUUUAAUACAGUACAUUCUAUACAAAUUAUAUUUUUCAA
Messenger RNA from Medicago truncatula (barrel medic), 1278 nucleotides. RefSeq lists its product as uncharacterized. Bases 361 to 993 code for a protein of 210 amino acids. Lineage: Eukaryota; Viridiplantae; Streptophyta; Magnoliopsida; Fabales; Fabaceae. The transcript has 3 exons. The record is from RefSeq and is a predicted model, not a curated record.